Molecule: messenger RNA, 747 nt
Organism: Ctenocephalides felis (cat flea)
Lineage: Eukaryota; Metazoa; Arthropoda; Insecta; Siphonaptera; Pulicidae
Exons: 2
Biological process (GO): DNA integration
Molecular function (GO): nucleic acid binding
Source: RefSeq, a predicted model, not a curated record
AUGGAGAUAUUGAAGGGGCCUGCGAUACAUCUCGAAUUAGCUUCAGAUUUAACAAGCGAUACAUUUUUAGAUUGCUUGAAACGAUUCCUAGCCCGGCGUGGUCCUAUUAAAUGUAUUUACUCCGAUUGUGGAACCAAUUUUAUAGGAGCCAAAAAUACUCUUGAUUCCUUAUUCCUUCUCCUAAAUUCCGAAGAGUAUAAAAAGCGUUUCAAUGAAUUAUUGGUUUUGCAUGACAUUGAAUGGAAAUUUAAUCCACCGUUUGCCCCACAUUUUGGAGGUAUAUGGGAGGCGAAUAUUAAAUCAGUGAAGACCCAUUUGUUUAAAGUUAUAGGGUUGCAAAUUUUAUCCUACGAAGAGUUUAAUACAGUCCUCAAUCAAAUCGAAGCCUUACUGAAUUCAAGACCGUUAUGUUGGCUGAGCAAUGAUCCGUCGGACCCUCAGCCUCUUACGCCUGCGCACUUUUUAAUGCAAGAGCCUCUGUCGGAUUUGCCCGUUGACUAUGAAAACUUGAAUUUGACUAAAAGAAAACAAUUGUUAGAUCAUAUUGUCGCUUCUUACUGGAAGCGAUGGAAUGUGGAAUAUCUAACCGAGCUACAGGUCCGACAGAAAUGGAAUAUAGUCACUAAUCCUAUUAAAAAGGGUGAUUUGGUAGUUGUAAAACAAGAGAAUGCGCGUCCGCUCCAUUGGGGGUUGGGAAGAGUUGAAGAGGUUUUUCCGGGCUCCGAUGGAGUGGUUCGAGUAGCAUUG